This is a messenger RNA of Porites evermanni, 6704 nucleotides long. The record is from the annotation of a GenBank genome assembly. Lineage: Eukaryota; Metazoa; Cnidaria; Anthozoa; Scleractinia; Poritidae.
AUGCAGCCAGAUAGAAGGAGGUGUUGGCGUUACCAAGUAGAUGCUGGCUGGGCAUGGGUAGUGUGUUUUGCUUCGUUUUUCGCGCAUUCCGUGCUGUUUGGAACAAUACAGUCGUUUGGUACGCUGUUUAUCUCGCUUCUAAAUGAAUUUAAAUCUGGGGAGUCUGCAACAGGUAAGCCGAUAUAAUUUCUUAUGGACGUGCUUAUUUCAACAUUUCUGCAAUCGGUAUUUCGCUACCUAUAGACAGUGACACAGUACUGUAUAUCAGUCAAUUUAGUACAAAAGUCGAGCGCGGGCCUAAGUGUAGUUACCGAGCCCUUAGAAUAUCAUUAAAGUUUUAGAAGUGACGUUAUCUAAAUUUAACAGACACCUUCCCAAUACUGACAUUUUUUCCUGUGCUUUCGAUGUCCGUAAUAAAGGGGUUCAACUUCAUUUCUGACAUAUAAUCAGCUGGCAAAUGAGUAUCUUAGUUCAGGAUAGUUGAUAAUUUCCCGCUUUUUCGUUUGCUAUCUUAACUGUACUACCAGGUAACAGUAGAUCGAUUAACGAUUGGUCUUAUCUUUUCAUAGCAUGGGUUGGUUCCCUGGGUUACGGAUUUCUUUUCGUGAUUGGCCCCCUAACCGCUUGUCUCUGUGAACACUUUGGCUGCCGCGUUAUGGCUUGCGCGGGAAGUGUACUAACCACCAGCGCAUUGCUACUGACGUCAUUCGCCACCAAUAUCUCCACAAUGUACUUUACCUUUGGUGUACUUUGGGGAAGUGGAGGCAGUUUUCUAUUCUUCUCUGGAGUCAGCAUCCUAAGAUUUUACUUUAACAGAAAUCUUUCCUUUGCUAACGGUAUCACCAUGACUGGAGCCGGCUUCGGCACGCUUAUCUUCAAUAUCAUGUUGCAGGAACUCGACAGCACGUACGGCUGGCGCGGUGGUAUGCGCUUUUUAAGCGUGUUUGCCGCACUUACGUUCUUAAGUGGAUGUGCCUACAUUCCUCCCCCAGUAGAUUAUUCAGCGUUUGAAAGACCAAGUCUCUUGUCUAGACUGAAAAUGAUUGUUGAUCCUCGGCCUUGGAGAGACCGAGCAUUCCCCAUGUGGGUGCUGUCACUCUCGUUUAUUUUGUUUGCGUACUUCUUUCCUUACACAUAUUUGGUAAGUAACCGGUUAUGGUAUCACAUGCUAUACUCAGGUGCUAGUCAUUAGUUUAUAAAUUAAAGUAAUAAGUAUAAGGAUACAUGUCGGGCGAAAAACACCUGAUAAAUCUUUUUUCUCAAUCCCUGUAUAUUUUGAAGGUUCUUCAACACUUCAACGAGGCUGGAACUUGAUGAAUAAAAGUACUGUCCGUAAUAAAACGGGACGGUAAAAUUCCUUCAUUCUUAAAGGGAAAGCGCUGCCAAACCCUUGGAUCAACAAAACCAAAGUGAAAAAAACAUAACACAGAACAACGAUCGACAGGAGCUCAUAACCCCCGCGUUCGACAAAGUCCCUCUCUCUUACACUACGUCAUAGCUAGCGCUGUGACUAAAUUAUCUGAAGUAGCCAGGGAUUUUUUACAUUAUGAACCUUUCCUUUGGUUUUAAGAAUCAAUACAAAGGAAUCCCUAAGAUAGUAAGGAAAAUAACAAAUUACAACUUCGAUGCUUUUUUGCUUGAUACGAAUUGUAGGUCAAGAUGGCUUUAACGCUGGGCAUUCCUAUGUCACAAGGAUCCCUGUUGCUUGGUUAUCUAUCCAUAUCAGCUAUAUUCGGUAAACUCUUGUGCGGGAGAUUGGCAGACCUUCCACGAGUCAGGCGCCUCUACCUAACUGUCAUUGCUGCAACGGUUCUAAGCUUGUCCUUCAUGUGUGUCACUGCUGCCAAAACAUAUCACGGAUUGCUUGGCUUUGCGAUAGUCGCUGGAUUCUUCGACGGUUGUUUUGUUCUGACAGUACCACUUAUCACACAGGAUAUUGUUGGGAAAGAGCUUAUGACCAAAGCCUUUGGGACUAUGUACGGUGCUUUGGCAUUUCCUUUGACCUUAGGGCCACCUGUUCUAGGUACUAAAAAGAUAAACCUUUAGUGUUUUCAAGACAAAAAGACAUAUUUUUCAAUUUGUUUAACAACCUGAGUGGCUAAAAAUCACACAGGCCUUCAGAUGAAGUUUCCCAAGUGCGUAAAGCCUUAAUUUUAUUUACAAUGUAAUAGUGCGUUUGUUGAUUCACAUCGUCUUUGACCUCUUUAUCUACCUACCCCUAGUAUAUUCAUAAUUACUCACUCAAUAAGCUUUCGUCGACCCAUCAACUAAAUGGCCGGGCAGGAGUGAGUUCUCCCUGUGAAAGACUUCGGCGUUAAUUGCUUGAGGCUGAAAUCUCUGAACCCCUCUCCGUAAGAGGUUAAGUUUCCUCCCUUGCUUGUGACGGAAACAAAUUUUCUUUUUUUCAGCGAUUUGUCUGGAUGAUUUGUUUUCUCUUUACAAACACUUAUAGACUUCAUAAACUAAUAUCGCCACAGUGAAACUGUCGAUCGUUGAAGAAAUAUUGAUGUUUCUUUUUUGUUUUUCAUUUCUUAAAAGGUCAACUGUACAAGUCCACGGGUUCCUUCACGACGGUUUUCUUUGUAUCAGCUUGUUUUGUUCUGACUGGAGUAGGCCUUAUAUUUAUUGUUAUGCGGAUUCGUCCAGACCUUGUUCGGAAGCAAGAGUCUGCCAGAGAAGAGGUGUUUCCUUCGCUCAGUAUUCAUUCCGCAAGCGUCGUUGACACACUAAGUGGGAUGUUUGUCACAGAACCAAACUUGUCGGUUUCUCACUUGGAUCCCGUGGAAAUAGGGUCAUACCAACGGUUUGAUAGUUUUCGACGAGAAAAUCCUAGGGCAACUACCGUUGAUCCUGUCAUGAGAAGACUAGCAAGCAGAACAGACGUUGAAGCUGUUUAUAAGCAAGCUAUUGACAAUAUGUCUAUCGGCGCUGAAGCGUCCCGUCAUGUUCGCAACAGUUCAGAUGCUGAUUCCUUAAAAAAGACUGAUGCCUCCAUUCCAUCGCAUCCCGGCAGUGUAUUUAGUGGUUCUAUGCUACCAUCCACAGAAAUAACAGAAAAUAUAGAUUCCCCUUCGGAUUUACAACCUACCCUUAGGAAAAGACAAGAAUUACCAUUAUCAUCCGAAACUUGCUCUACUCUAGUAAAUAAAGACAGCAUUAUCUUGUCUAACAAGGAAGGGCUCAAAAUACCUAUCAAUGUUGAGGCAGGUUUACAAGAGGAUAACGAAAUGAAUCAAAAUGAUGUCGAGCAGCAGGAAUUGUCUUUAACAAAUGAUACAUUUUCCAUUGUAACCACCCACUCCAUUGACCCACAGACUGCUGUGCUACAAAAAUGGCCCACGCAGGAGGAUGAACCCGUGUUUGGUGCUACACUAGAUGAGAAUAUUUCUGUUCCAUGUAAUAGAGACCAGCUGCUGCAGAUGGAACUGUCAGACAAUAGAGAAAUAGUUGAUGAUAUCAUGGAUUCAGUCACAGAUGAUGAACUGGUUAGGCUUGCUCCGCCUCCAGAAAGCAACAGUAAAAAAAGAGCAGCUCAAGAUGAAGAGGACGAGACUAGCGACUUGGCUAUCGAACCAUUUCUACAUAAACUUUUUCAGGGUAAAAUAGUUGACAAUGAUGCGUCGGGCGGAGAAAAAUUUCAAGAUAGUAGUCUAAGUGCGGGGAAAGAGAUACACUCUUGUAACAGAGAAGAUGCUAUACAAGAAGAAACCCUUGACGUCAAUGAGGUGCUCGAAAUUGUCCGUAUUCCACCGCCACCCGCAAUUCCGCGAACAGGACAGUUAGUAGCGGUAGAAAGUGAAACAAUCAACGCCCACAAAGAUGUCGAUUUGGCAGAGAGUAUUUGUACAUCAGCAGGUCAUGGUACCUCCCUUUCCGAGAUAAAAUUGGAUGAUUGCCAAAAUGAUUUUGCUGCUGAUUCUUCUUCGUCAAAAGAUGUAACUAUCACACAACCAAAAGAAAGACUUCAUCUUGCGGUUAUUGACCAACUUAGUUUGUUAAGUGAGAGACUUGAGGCAGUCGCUGCUCGCCAGAUCGAGGAAGAAGAAUUAGGAGGUGAGGCUGGAGACGAACAGGACCCUCGCCCUGUUUUCUCGCCAGCUUUGCAGAGUUUGCCUUUAACGCCACGUUAUUCGGCAAAUCACAGUGUACCUCUGACCCCAGUUCGUGCAUGGUCAAAUUCCGUCAACACGCCGGCACCAACACCAUUACAUACUCCUCCAAGUACUUUCCACACAACAGCACCAACCCCUAUCCCAACACCGCGACCCGUAUCACAGAACUUAUCAGCUGUUUUCAAUGUUGCUUCACUAACUGAAACACCAAGCGCGAUGCAUCCAGAUUCAAGUGAAGAGGUCCAUACUUUUAAUCAAUCCCCUCCACAGGAAGGUCUAACUCGACAUCGUAGCAGAUGUUCGUCUUUCUCGGAAGCUGGGCAGGAGUAUGUGCUCAAUGAAUGGAGUCAUUUGGAACAAAGAGACACUGAAGGAUCCAUGGAUGCAUUCCCCUCAAAACCGUCAAGUGGAACAAAUUCUUCGACUUCAAAUAAUGCAAGAUCGCUGAAUGAUUUGAACAGUGUUAGUGAACCUAUUGACGUCAUUGGCAGGAAAGAAAAUGAGCGUCUCGAUGGACACUGGAAUUCUCCCGCGAAUCCUGUUUCAGAUCAAGGGCUUGAUUAUACCCCUCCCAUUUGUCUACCACAACAGCCAUUUAUAAAACCCCCUCGAACAAGGAAUCCGUUCCAGCAAGCACUUUUGGAUGGAAACCAAAUGGAACUUCAAGCAAGUCAAGUGGAUAUCCUCACGUCGAGCAAAGUGGAAAACACCAUUGCUUGGCAUCAAAAUCUGUCCAUUGAACUGGAAAAAGAAGGAGAAAAACCCAACAAUGAAACACCAGAAUGUUUGCCACAAAAAACAGUGUACCUACCAUUGAGCACCAACGAUAUUGAAGAAAGCCUAGAUCAACCACUUCCUACGGAGCUACUAUCAGAUACGGUGCACAAAGGACUUCAAAAUAACGGUACAAACAUUACGCAGUCUUCUCCCCCUGGCGAUGGUGACGUUCUCCAGCGAGACACGGUUAAUGGAUCCGAAUCGCAAGUAUAUUUAUCUCAUGAGUUAGCAUCAUAUGCAGUUACUGAUGCAAUAAAGGAAACUCAAAUAAAGCUAAGUUCAGAGGAAUCAAGAUUAAACCCAUUUUUGGGCAAUGAUCAAAACCAAACGACAGAGUUUUCUCAGCAAAAUCGAUAUCAACAAUGCCAGGCUUAUUGUUCAGCUUUCGUUCCAUCUGAGCCUCAAAGUCUCUUCACAUCAAACUGGGUUGCGAUGCCAAUGCAACAAAAUCGUUUGGAUUCAAACUCUGCGGGUCCCACGUCAAAUCCAUUUGGUGAAGAACUUCAAAGGAAAACCAAAGAUUUUUUUCAAGACAUCUCUCAGAGGGCUUCGUUACAACAGCAUGAGGAUUGUUCAUCCGCGGGAGAUCCUGGCGAGCUCAAACUCACCACCCAAAAUCAUGAAAAGUCAAUAACUGCAGUUCCUGUGCAAGACAACGCCAAAGACAGUAAGGUCGAUUUUACCCCAAGGGAGGCUCAGAGUUUGUCAAAGUUGGACUUUCAUCAACAGAUAGGAGGACUGCCUUGCCAAUACGACGAUACUGAAAAUCUGGUUGAUCAACAAGUUAUUUCUAAUCAAAUACAUUUGGUGAAAGUGAAAGAAGAUGUACCUGUAAAUCCCACAGAACUGAAAGUUAAUCUUUCAGAAGGCUCACCCAUACCCCUUGAAAACGCCAAGAAGGAAGUCAAACACACGGUAACUAGCCAAAGUACUUGGACAACGUUUUCACGCAGCGAGGAUGCCUUAAUUUUUGACAUGGACACGGAAAGCGAAUCUACCUCUGAAAGUACAGAAAAGCUAGAGAACGAAUCAACGAGCUCAUCCGUCGAAAUGAAGCACGAACAUCAAGCAUCUCUUGGAGAGUUUGCUGACCAAAAUACCUUGUUUCCCCCGCUGAAGGUGUUCUCUGAUUUAGGCGACAGCAAUCUCUUUAAGAGGCCAGGAGAUCCUGAGAAACUUCCACCACCGCCUAAACAAGCCCAACGAAAACGAAAUGACAUUUUUUUUCUAGCCAACUCAGAGCAUGCGUGUUCUAACAGUCACCAUGGUCAUCUAAGGCAAGAGAAGAUAGCCACGCAAACCGAGUCUAUAAUUCAGGAAAGUGCUACCGCUAAAUCGCAUUCUGUAGCUAGUGGUGGAGAUUUGUCUCCCACAUUAAACUCUCUGAGCGACAUCACAUCGGAUGUUCUGAGUGACUCUAAAGCUGCCGAACAAAUGCGUGAUGCAUGCUCUAAGAAAUUAAGUGACAACUCAAUAACUGAAGAAAUAUGUCGCGAGUUUGAAUUCACUGAAGGUAGUGGUGAUAUCCUUUUCAGCGAAGAAUUUAAUAACUCUAAUCCAGACGAGGACUUAGCUAAAUCUUCAAUCCACGACGACAUAGCGCCUCUUCUAAUGCAAAAUGAGGGGUCUAUACAGUAUUUGAAUCUUCGCGACUUACCCGAGAACAGUCACGUUCUUCAAAAACGACCAUCGACAACCUCAUCUACAGAUGAUUCAAGCACCAGCGGCACCUCUACAGAUUCAAGUUUGUCGGAAACUGAGAUAGUGCCUUAUAGUAAAUUGCAAGAAGAAUCGCCGUUGAAGGGUCAUGGGUGA